Molecule: messenger RNA, 510 nt
Organism: Yamadazyma jaroonii
Lineage: Eukaryota; Fungi; Ascomycota; Pichiomycetes; Serinales; Debaryomycetaceae
Source: the annotation of a GenBank genome assembly
AUGGAUAAGGAAAGGUUACUUGAUAGUGAAGCCCAAAUUGGCUUCCACAUAGAAAUGGAGGAAGUAGAUGAUGAGUUGAUUGAUAUUUUGAGAUCUUUAAAUUUCGGACAAGGUCCCUAUUCAAUGGAACAAUUGGAACUGAAUUUGAACUCAAUCCGUGUUAAGAAAGCUAACUUGAAGGUUCUAAAGUAUUUGAGGAAUAAAUACCUUCUUAUCUAUGAUGCAUUAUUGCAAUUCAAUCCUUCAGAUCCUCAACACCCAUAUAUUUUAGAUUUCGAAACCAUGCCCUUUGAAAUACAGUUGAAAACUUUGUUGUUGAACAUUACUCUUUACAGAAAGGAAGUCUAUGACACUUAUAAGGAAGCUCAGACGAUUGAAUUAUCCAAAAAGCUGAAGUUAUAUGCGUUAGGUAAGAAACUAGGAUUUACCGCAGAUAGUUGGGAAAUGUUGCUUGCUGUAGGUUUCAUAAUUAUCAUAGUCUUCCUAAUUAUAUGGCUCGUGAAUUCAUGA